Molecule: messenger RNA, 1616 nt
Organism: Aspergillus nidulans FGSC A4
Lineage: Eukaryota; Fungi; Ascomycota; Eurotiomycetes; Eurotiales; Aspergillaceae
Gene: hacA
Product: transcription factor HAC1
Exons: 2
Coding region: 224-1549 (441 amino acids)
Biological process (GO): positive regulation of transcription by RNA polymerase II; regulation of DNA-templated transcription
Cellular component (GO): nucleus
Molecular function (GO): DNA-binding transcription factor activity; DNA-binding transcription factor activity, RNA polymerase II-specific
Source: RefSeq, a predicted model, not a curated record
ACAACUGUCCUCUUCACACUUACUCCCCACACUUUGCCAUCCUUGGUACCUGAGCCCCAACACUUUCACUGGUCGGGAUAGUAGCCUCUGGCUUCGAUUCGCUAUGACACCGUGGCCUCUGUCCUAAGUGACUCAGGCAAGGCAAUCCCAGUUCCAACUCCCAACUUCGCAACCUCAUCAACCACCUGCUUCCGUCUAGUUGCAGUUAUCAGACUUGAGUUGUAUGAAAUCAGCAGACCGGUUUUCGCCAGUGAAAAUGGAGGACGCUUUCGCAAACUCUUUGCCUACUACCCCGUCAUUGGAGGUUCCUGUGCUCACUGUCUCCCCGGCUGACACAUCUCUUCAGACGAAGAAUGUGGUGGCUCAGACAAAGCCUGAGGAGAAGAAGCCAGCGAAGAAAAGAAAGUCCUGGGGCCAGGAAUUACCAGUUCCCAAGACAAACUUACCUCCAAGAAAACGCGCUAAGACAGAAGAUGAGAAAGAGCAGCGCCGGAUUGAGCGAGUUCUUCGCAACCGCGCAGCCGCACAAACCUCUCGCGAGCGCAAGAGACUUGAAAUGGAGAAGUUAGAAAGCGAGAAGAUUGAUAUGGAACAACAAAACCAGUUCCUUCUUCAGCGUCUCGCCCAGAUGGAGGCUGAGAACAACCGUUUAAGUCAGCAAGUUGCUCAGCUAUCCGCGGAGGUUCGGGGAUCCCGCCACAGCACUCCAACUUCCAGUUCCCCCGCGUCAGUUUCGCCAACUCUCACACCGACUCUUUUUAAGCAGGAAGGGGAUGAGGUUCCUCUGGACCGCAUCCCUUUUCCAACUCCCUCCGUGACCGACUACUCCCCAACUCUUAAGCCUUCAUCUCUGGCUGAGUCCCCCGAUUUGACACAACAUCCUGCAGCGAUGUUGUGCGACCUGCAGUGUCAGUCGGCGGGCUCGAAGGAGAUGAAAGUGCCCUCACGCUUUUCGACCUCGGAGCCAGCAUUAAGCAUGAGCCUACACAUGACCUUACAGCUCCUCUUUCUGACGAUGACUUCCGCCGCCUAUUCAACGGUGAUUCAUCCCUUGAGUCAGAUUCUUCACUCCUUGAAGACGGGUUCGCCUUUGACGUUCUCGACUCAGGAGAUUUAUCAGCAUUUCCAUUUGAUUCUAUGGUUGAUUUUGACACCGAGCCUGUCACCCUCGAAGAUCUCGAGCAAACCAACGGCCUUUCGGAUUCAGCUUCUUGCAAGGCUGCUAGCUUGCAACCCAGCCAUGGCGCGUCCACUUCGCGAUGCGACGGGCAGGGCAUUGCAGCUGGCAGUGCGUGAGAGGUUUUCGACGGAAGACCGUCUGGUUCCCGAUGUUGUAGAGGGUCGAUGGAGCUGGGAAUCCUUGUUAACGCUAGCGUCGGCGAUAAAUCUUCUUGAGAAACCGGAGCGACGAAGAAGAACCUUGAGGGGUCUUGAUUCGUUAAAGCGGGGUCGGCGUAUUGAUUCGGGGAAGCGGUACAGGGUCAUACGGAGUUCACGGAGUUCAACUAGCCCAAGAGAGGCGUUGACGUCUCGGAGAAAGGGCUUAUGAUAAUUUGUAUAUUAGCGUGUCCACUAUUCAAUGUAAGAGCGAGCAAUUGAGACUCGACUUCUCAGUU